AUGGCGACCACCACCGCCCGUUCUCAGAAGCCCGCCAUGAAGAGGAACAAGACGGCCGACUCGACUGCCAACUCCGUCUCGGCCUCGCCCUUUGACUCCCCUGCCGGUUCGGCCUCCAACACCUCGCUGUCCUCGCUGGACGAGCAGCCCCAGACCAAGAAGUCCCACGGCAAGCUUCUCGACACCUACGGCAACGAGUUCGAGAUCCCCGACUACACCAUCAAGCAGCUCCGCGAUGCUAUCCCCAAGCACUGCUUUGAGCGCUCCGCUGCCCGUAGUCUGGGAUACGUUGCCCGCGAUUUGACUCUGCUGGCUACCACCUUCUACAUCUUCCACAACUACGUUACCCCAGAGACUGUUCCUUCGCUGCCUCUGCGCUCCGUCCUCUGGGCUGGAUACACUGUUCUCCAGGGUCUGUUCGGUACUGGUCUCUGGGUCCUUGCCCACGAGUGCGGUCACCAGGCCUUCUCGCCUUCCAAGACGCUCAACGACACCGUUGGCUGGAUCUGCCACUCGCUCUUGCUUGUUCCCUACUUCUCGUGGAAGAUUUCCCACGGCAAGCACCACAAGGCCACCGGCCACAUGGAGCGUGACAUGGUCUUUGUCCCAAAGACCCGCGAGGUUUAUGCCACGCGUGUUGGCAAGCUGGUCCACGAGAUCAGCGAGCUGACCGAAGAGACUCCCGUCGCCACUCUCCUCCACUCGAUUGGCCAGCAGCUUGCUGGAUGGCCUCUGUACCUCUUCACCAACGUUACCGGCCACAACUUCCACGAGCGCCAGAUCGAGGGCAAGGGCAAGGGAAAGAAGAACGGUUUCUUCGGCGGUGUCAAUCACUUCAACCCCUCCAGCCCCUUGUACGAGAAGCGUGACGAGUACCUGAUCCUGCUCAGCGACCUCGGUAUCGCCCUCACUGUUUCUGGUCUCGUCUGGAUUGGCAACAACUUCGGCUUCAACAACCUUCUUGUUUGGUACAUUCUCCCUUACCUCUGGGUCAAUCACUGGCUCGUCAUGAUCACCUUCUUGCAACACACCGACCCCACUCUGCCUCACUACGACGCCGAGACCUGGACCUACACCCGUGGUGCCGCUGCUACCAUCGACCGCGAGUUUGGUUUCAUCGGCCGUCACCUUCUCCACGGCAUUGUCGAGACCCACGUCCUCCACCACUACAUCUCCACCAUUCCCUUCUACCACGCCGACGAAGCCACCGAGGCCAUCAAGCCCAUCAUGGGCAGGCACUACCGUUCCGAUACCGAGGGUGGCCCCAUUGGCUUCAUCAAGGCUUUGUGGAAGAGCGCCCGCUGGUGCCAGUGGGUUGAGCCAAGCGUCGGUGCCGAGGGCGAGGGCAAGGGCGUUCUCUUCUUCCGCAACCACAACGGUCUUGGUGUACCACCUCAGAAGAUCGCUCCUCCUUCGGCCACCAAGGGCGCCAAGAUGGAGGUUGGCCCUGAGAGCGACAACGAGUAG
Messenger RNA from Bipolaris oryzae ATCC 44560, 1467 nucleotides. RefSeq lists its product as uncharacterized. NCBI's taxonomy places the organism in Eukaryota, Fungi, Ascomycota, Dothideomycetes, Pleosporales, Pleosporaceae. Gene Ontology annotation, molecular function: oxidoreductase activity. Bases 1 to 1467 code for a protein of 488 amino acids. Gene Ontology annotation, biological process: lipid metabolic process. The record is from RefSeq and is a predicted model, not a curated record. The transcript has a single exon.